Molecule: messenger RNA, 1293 nt
Organism: Penicillium antarcticum
Lineage: Eukaryota; Fungi; Ascomycota; Eurotiomycetes; Eurotiales; Aspergillaceae
Gene: cia1
Product: iron-sulfur cluster assembly protein CIA1
Exons: 1
Coding region: 1-1293 (430 amino acids)
Biological process (GO): iron-sulfur cluster assembly
Cellular component (GO): cytosolic [4Fe-4S] assembly targeting complex
Molecular function (GO): protein binding
Source: RefSeq, a predicted model, not a curated record
AUGGCGCAAAUCAAUCACCUCUCAGACCUGACACCUCAAUCUCUAGAAAGAACUUGGCUCACAGCUCCGCACCCAACCCUCCCGAUAGUCGCAACUUGCAGCUCGGACAAGACAGUGCGAGUAUACUCGCUAACAAACUUCACCCUCCUUUCAACAAUAACAGGCGGACACAAGCGCAGCGUCCGCACAGCAGCCUGGAAACCACACACCACAGGCGAGUCCGUGCUAGCAACAGGCAGCUUCGAUGCAACGGUGGGAAUCUGGCGACGAUGGGAUAGCUACGGACGGGAAGACGGCAGCGGCCUAAAAGCCGCCGACACAGGCAACUCAGAUGGAGAAAAGUCAGACGAAAACGACGAAGAAGACGAAGAAGAAUGGCGCUUUGCCGUCCUCCUCGAUGGCCACGACAGCGAAGUAAAAUCCGUCUCGUGGUCCCCGUCCGGCAUGUUACUGGCGACAUGCUCGCGCGACAAAUCAAUCUGGAUCUGGGAGGAUCUCGACGAUGGCGAUAACAACUUCGAGACCGUGGCUGUGAUGCAGGAGCAUGGUGGUGAUGUGAAGUGUGUAGCAUGGCAUCCUGUGGAAGAAUGUCUGGCGAGCGGGAGCUACGACGAUACGAUCCGAUUGUGGCGAGAGGAUCUGGACGAUUGGGGCCAAGUCGCUUGUAUCAAGGGUCAUUCGGGGACGGUAUGGUUCUUGGACUGGGAGGGUUCUGAGAAUGUGCCGUCCUCGUCCUCGGUCUCGUCCUCCGGUGAUGUCGCGUCGCAAUGGCGUUCCCAGACGGCGCUUUCGGGCCCGCGUCUUCUUUCUUGCUCGGAUGACCGCAGUGUGCGAGUCUGGCAUCGCCAGCCGAAGGAAAGCCUGAUGGCGUCUCAGUCUUCUUCUGCGGCGACGGGGAUCCCGAGUAUUAUUCGGCCUACUGGAACGGAUGAGACGUGGGAAGAGGAUGCUGUUCUCCCGCAUGCACACGAGUUGGCUGUUUAUGCUGUUGCGUGGAGUAAGCGGAGUGGACUUGUUGCUUCUACUGGUGCUGAUGGGCGGAUUGCACUUUAUGAAGAGCGGUUUGUGACAUCCGAGAACAAGGAUCCCGAUGUCAUGGACACUGGGUCUGGGGAUGGAUUGUUGAAGACCGAGUGGGUGCUCAUUGCUAUUCAUGAUGGCGCGCAUGGCAUUUAUGAAAUCAACCAUUGUGCCUGGGCGAAGAGGGCGGAUCGUGGAUCUGAAUCUGGCGAGGAGCUGCUUAUUACGACGGCUGAUGAUGGAAGUGUCAAGGUCUGGACUGUGCAGCGGUAA